Molecule: messenger RNA, 870 nt
Organism: Ilex paraguariensis (yerba mate)
Lineage: Eukaryota; Viridiplantae; Streptophyta; Magnoliopsida; Aquifoliales; Aquifoliaceae
Source: the annotation of a GenBank genome assembly
AUGCGUUCUGAAGAAACCCAGAAACUCAAUCCAACCCCUCUCCCAGAUGACUCCAACUUACAAUCUCCCACCACCCCAGAUUCAAAAACCCAGAUCGUAAUGACCCACCAAAAAAACUCCAUAAAAACCAACCUUUUAUCGCUCAUUCUUGAACCAUUUCAAUGGAUCCAAAUGCUUUCUUCCAAACUAAACCCCACCUUUGUUCUUGGUGUAGUUCUUGUCUAUGGCCUCAGCCAAGGCUUUUCUGGAUCUUUCUUCAAAGUGGUCUCAGAUUAUUACUGGAAAGAUGUCCAAAAAGUUCAACCAUCAGCUGUGCAAUUGUUUAUAGGACUGUAUUAUAUUCCAUGGGUCAUGAAGCCCAUUUGGGGUCUCUUGACAGAUGUUUUUCCGGUGAGAGGGUAUAAGCGCCGGCCGUAUUUCAUACUUGCCGGCGUUUUGGGGGUGGUUUCUACCCUGGUGGUAGCGUUGAGUGGGAAGCUGGCGGUGGCGAUGGCUUUGGUUUGUUUGCUGGGAAUGACAGCUGGGGUAGCCAUUGCAGAUGUGACCAUUGAUGCUUGCAUUGCAAGAAAUAGUAUUGCGAUCAGGGAGUUGGCUCCGGACAUGCAAAGUCUUUGCAGUUUUUCUUCAUCCGUUGGUGCUCUUGUGGGUUAUUCCACAAGUGGCUUCUUUGUUCAUCAUCUUGGAGCUCAGGUUUCAUUGGGGCUGUUGGUAAUACCAUCAGCUUUACUGAUAAUGCUAGGUUUUGUGAUAUAUGAAUUGAAAACAGCUGAUGAUCUUCAUUCUGACAACAAAAAGAGGCUCUAUCUGGAGGCAGGGGGAGCAUCCUCCAACUUGCAUAUAUUGGGUGUUGUGCUUAUAUUAAAUUAUUAA